AUGGCAAGUUCUUCUGACCCAAACCGAACCUCCUCCAAGACAAGCAGAUUCUGUCCAUGUCUUCCCUCGUUCUCGAAGAGCUGCCCUGAGAACAUCCCUCUCCAAACAGCGGAUAUCGUGGGAGAGUCUAAUCUAGCCAGGAGCCGAGGCAUUGACCCAACUCAGUCAGAAAACAGUCUAAAGGACAUCAAAGGAUCUGGCAGCCACGGCAAAUCAUCGUCAUUGCCUCGCGACAACACUGAAGAGGCACCCAACAUGGCUUUGGGUAAAACAAUCAACAAGGGCGAUCCUGCGUCAGAUAACGCCAAUUUUUCACCCAUAAACUCGCAGACUUCAGAAAGGAAACCUUCAUUCAAGCUUGUCGUCACGGGUCACAAUGUAUCUUCAACGAGUGGCCAUGCCCAAAGUCAAGAUCAUCCCAUCUCUUCUCCGGCGGAAGCUUCAAACAGUAAUGCGAAACUACCAAAGAUUCCAAGGCAAUCAAUAUCGGCUUCUCAAGUUGGCCAGUCGCAAUCGAAAAAUCCUCCGAUCACAGGGGAUUUGGGAAUUCAAGAUAGUCAGCCAGACGUGGGGAGAGGGCCUGAUACACCUAUACCAGAGUCCUUUCGAGAUGAAGAACCAUAUUCUUCUUACCUAAACGAAGAGGAUUAUGGCAGAGAAGAAGAAUACGACCUAGAGCAAGGUUACGGCUCAGAGCAAGACUACCGCCCAGAGCAAAAUUACGACCAAGAACAAAAGCAUGGCAAAAAACAAAAACCUAGCAAUGAUCCAACUGCCAGUGGCCGCUCAUCCCCUGACUCUACUGCUACAGUUCUUGUAUUUGACCGCCUGGUCGCUAUCGACUUCACAGUCUACCGCACCGAGUAG
Messenger RNA from Fusarium tjaetaba, 867 nucleotides. RefSeq lists its product as uncharacterized. The record is from RefSeq and is a predicted model, not a curated record. The transcript has 2 exons. Lineage: Eukaryota; Fungi; Ascomycota; Sordariomycetes; Hypocreales; Nectriaceae. The coding region runs from base 1 to 867 and encodes 288 amino acids.